Molecule: messenger RNA, 652 nt
Organism: Sorghum bicolor (sorghum)
Lineage: Eukaryota; Viridiplantae; Streptophyta; Magnoliopsida; Poales; Poaceae
Product: ubiquitin domain-containing protein 1
Exons: 4
Coding region: 190-531 (113 amino acids)
Source: RefSeq, a predicted model, not a curated record
CGUCCGUCCCGUCCACCACCGCCCUCCCCCUCCCCCCCCGCUCCGCGUCUGCUUUUCAGCUCUCCACCGCUCUCUCGCACGUCGCUCCCCAAGUCAUCCCAUCCCUACGCCCGCGGCCGCGCCACCGAGUCCAGAAGCUUCUAGAAGGGGGAGGGGUGGUCGCCCAUGACCGUCUGAUCGGCCGUCGCCAUGGGAUGCGCUGGAUCCACUCUAAAGCCUGAAGAUAAUGGUAAGAAGUUGAAAAAACCAAAGCCUUGGAAGCACACCCAAGCAAUAACGCCGGCACAACUCAGACAGAUGCGUGAUGAAUUUUGGGACACUGCUCCUCACUAUGGUGGACAGAAAGAGAUUUGGGACGCACUUAGAGCUGCUGCAGAUUCUGAUUUAGCGCUUGCACAAACCAUAGUGGAUAGCGCUGGCAUCAUCAUAUCAAAUUCUGACAUGACACUUUGCUAUGAUGAAAGAGGUGCGAAAUAUGAACUUCCAAAGUAUGUUCUAAGCGAGCCAACAAAUUUGAUCAAGGACGGUUAAAUUCAUAAAAUAAAAAGGGGUCCAGUGUAAAUUAUGUAAAUCACAUUUGUUCACUGACAUCAACGUUGACCUUGAUUGGGACUUCAAUAAUAUUAUGAUUAUGAUGUGCUAGAUUCUGAUU